AUGGCUAAACAAAAGAGCCAGCGACUACCACAAGGAUUUUCAACAAGCACAACGGCAACUUGCUAUUCCUGCAGCAACAACAGAACCACUUGGCAGCCACCACCACAAUCAAGCUUCAAACUCAACUUUGAUGCGGCUACCUUUGCUGAGCAGAACUGUACUGGAUUUGGUGCAAUAAUUCGAAACUACAGAGGAAAGGUGAUGGUUGCCAUGUUAGCCAAGGGACCGCCUGUGACAACUAGUGAUGAAGCAGAAGCAUUAGCUUGCAGGAAGGCGCUUGAAUUCUCCAUCGAUGCAGGAUUUCUGGAGCUGAUCAAUGAAGGCGAUAAUGCGCAUGUUAUGAAGACUAUUUGUUCAUCACUCCCAAAUCGAUCUUCGCUGGGCAUAAUCAUAGAUGAUGAUAAGUGUCUUAUGAAUGAUAUGCAAAAUGUCUAUGUCAUCAGUAUUAGGAGGGAAGGAAAUAAGGUGGCCCAUGCCCUUGCCAGGUAUGCUAAAAUUGUUUUUGACGAUAUGUACUGGCUGGAAGACUCUUCGCCACUAGUGGUGGAUGAUUUGUAUUUUGAUAUUAUGAAUUUGAAUGAAUGA
Molecule: messenger RNA, 585 nt
Organism: Quercus lobata
Lineage: Eukaryota; Viridiplantae; Streptophyta; Magnoliopsida; Fagales; Fagaceae
Exons: 1
Coding region: 1-585 (194 amino acids)
Molecular function (GO): nucleic acid binding; RNA-DNA hybrid ribonuclease activity
Source: RefSeq, a predicted model, not a curated record